AGCCUGGCGGCGUUCCCGGGCGCAUCCCGAGAACUUGUGUUGGCCUUCCUCAAGCCGGGGAGGCGUUGGGCAGAGCUGGGCUGCGGCUCCGCCCUCGGGGGUUGCCGUUUCCUUAGAAGGCGAAGCCCUAAGCCUGGCCUCUCGCCCACGGGGAGUCCGCGGUACGCCUCCCGCACCCCUUGAGACCAGGACUUGUGCGAGCGCGGGAAGACCGGCGGAGCCUGUGCUUCAGCUCGGGCGUGGACGGGGCGGGCGCCGGGGCGGGGCGCGCGCUCCCGGGUUUGAAUGGAAGGGUCUAGACUGGCGGCGACAGCGGCGAGUGGGUCCUGAAGCCCAACUCCAUCGUCGCUCGGCGCGCCAUGCGUCUGGAGAGGUGUGGCGCCUUUCGCCUGCGCUUCGGCCAUGGAGGUGCUGCGGCGCUCUUCUGUCUUUGCUGCCGAGUUCAUGGACGCCUUUGAUCGUUCUCCCACAGACAAGGAGCUGGUGGCUCAGGCUAAAGCACUAGGCCGGGAGUACGUGCAUGCCCGGCUUUUGCGCGCCGGCCUCUCUUGGAGCGCACCAGAGCGUGCUUCACUUGCCCCAGGAGGACGCCUGGCAGAGGUGUGCACUGUGCUGCUGCGCUUGGGGGAUGAACUGGAGCAGAUCCGUCCCAGCGUAUACCGAAAUGUGGCCCGGCAGUUGCAUAUCUCCCUACAGUCUGAGCCCGUGGUGACCGAUGCCUUCCUUGCUGUAGCAGGCCACAUCUUCUCAGCAGGCAUCACAUGGGGCAAGGUAGUGUCCCUGUACUCUGUGGCCGCGGGCCUAGCAGUGGACUGUGUCCGGCAGGCUCAGCCUGCCAUGGUUCACGCCCUGGUUGAUUGCCUGGGGGAGUUUGUGCGCAAGACCCUGGCGACCUGGCUGCGGAGGCGUGGUGGAUGGACGGAUGUCCUCAAGUGUGUGGUCAGCACAGACCCUGGCUUCCGCUCCCACUGGCUCGUGGCCACACUCUGCAGUUUUGGGCGCUUCCUCAAAGCUGCAUUCUUCCUGUUGUUGCCAGAGAGAUGAAUUGCCCACCAGGGCAGGGGCCAAUCCUAUGGCCCCUGGGCCCAACUCAUGGGGGCCCCCAGCACCUGAAAAGCACUUCCCUCACUCAAAUUGGGAGCAUCCAGCCCCUGGGGCCCUGUCCCAUACCCCAUUCCUUUGUGGAACCUGGCCUCUGGGAGGGGUGGUCGGAGAGGCCAGAGUCUAGGAGCUGGCCUCUAUGUCUGCUGUACUCUUCUCCUGGAACUCCUGCCACAAAGUCCAGGCCUAGAGAAAAGGACCUAUGAACACUUUCACAUGAUGCUCCAGGCCCCACCCCAGGACAUGAGCUGGCCUCAGUCUUGGGGAAAAGCAGGUCCUGUACAUUUGAUCUGAAGGUGACUCUGGCUAAUGGAGGGGGAGCCG
Molecule: messenger RNA, 1425 nt
Organism: Acomys russatus (golden spiny mouse)
Lineage: Eukaryota; Metazoa; Chordata; Mammalia; Rodentia; Muridae
Gene: Bok
Product: BCL2 family apoptosis regulator BOK
Exons: 5
Coding region: 403-1044 (213 amino acids)
Biological process (GO): intrinsic apoptotic signaling pathway in response to DNA damage; regulation of apoptotic process; extrinsic apoptotic signaling pathway in absence of ligand
Cellular component (GO): mitochondrial outer membrane
Molecular function (GO): protein heterodimerization activity; protein homodimerization activity
Source: RefSeq, a predicted model, not a curated record